UGCUAAGUCGCCAUUUUGUACGUAGCCGGGCACAAGAAAUAGAGUAUUUAGGAAGAAUUAUGACGGUUGGAGUGUUUGCAUAGACGUGAAAUACAGGAAACUCGUAGACCUAAAAUAUUUUGAGCGCUGAGCGUGUGACUGUUCCUGUUUCCUGCUAAAAGAACAUCGGACGUCCGUGCUUCGUAUUUGCCAUAUUUGAAGUCUAUUGAAAGACAGCAAGGUCUCAGCAGACUGAAAACUGUUUCCAGGAGCAAUAUUCAAGCCCUUCUUUCGGAUCUAUGCAUCAGAAUAACCACUUCACAAUAAAUGAGUAAACUAAUCCUGCCAUUACAUGUCGGAUAUAGAGAGCGCUCUUAAGGCGUUGGACUUUGUUGGUAUUCUGAAGAUAUUUCCUCGAGAAUAACAUGUGUGCAGUGAUCUGUGUGAUAUCGUCAUGCCCAGUAUUGACAUUCAUGUAGUGUUUUCAGUUCUGUGAAAAAGCCAAAGACAUCAAAACAUUGAGGAAUGAGACAUCGAAGUGGGGGUCAUGAUUAGAUGUCAGUGCAUUUUGUGCCUUUAUGUUGGAUAUUUUCCAAUGUUGUUGACGUCAGAAUAUAAUGGCAUUUAUUAUGACUAAUCGCCUCUCAACAUACACGUCAAUCGUAAUGUAGAUAGGAAAUAUCAAGACUUAUGUACAUACGUUAGUUUUUAUAAAUUCAUGCCGUCAACCCUAAGGACUGAAAAACAAUAGCCAAAAUGACUAUAGCCACUAGAGGACAGGGUGUUGCAGUAGAUCCACCAGAUGGUCAACUCACCACUCAUGGCUCACAGCCACAGAUUGUUCCUCCUGUCAGCAUGGGUACUAUGCAGUUGUCUCCUGAAACUGGUGUGGUGGGAAGCAAUGACUCUUUGCCAUUAGAGCAGCAACAGCCUCCACCACUUCCAUCACCUCAGCAAAUCUUACCGCAGCAUCAAAUACAGCUCCCUGCGGAACUAAUAGCUUCUGAAGAUGGAAGCAUUCCAGAGCCUGAUUUUCCUCAUGCUAAGCUGGCAAUGCUUGAAGAAAAGAUAUCCAGCCCACGUUGGGUAGUUCCUGUGUUGCCUGAACAAGAAUUGGAGGUGCUAUUGAAUGCAUCAAUAGAUCUGUGCAGAAAAGGUUUAGAUGUACAUAGUGAAGCAUGCCAGCGGUUUUUCCGUGAAGGUUUGACUGUCUCUUUCACAAAGAUAUUGACAGAUGAGGCAGUAAAUAGUUGGAAGUUCAAUAUUCAUCAUUGUAUUUAUCAGAACUGUGAACGUUUGGUGGAACUGUGUGUUGUAAAACUCUCACAGGACUGGUUUCCAUUACUGGAUCUUCUGGCGAUGGUAUUUAACCCAAACAAUAAGUUUCACGCCUUUAACAGUUCUCGACAGUCAGAAACUGUGCCUCCAGGCUCUAACAUUCCAGAGGAGGAAUUAUUUGCCCGUCCACCUCCGGAUUCUCGGGCAUGUCGAGGAUGGCUUGUUGAUCUUAUUAACAGGUUUGGCAACUUAGGUGGUUUCCAGAUCCUUUUGGAGAGGUUCCAGAGUGGAAAGAACCUAACUGUAACUGUUAUAUAUGCAUUAAUUCGACCAUUUGGGCUCUGUUAUGAAUUUCUGACUGUCCAUACAAUCACAAAAUAUCUUAUGCCAAUAGUAGAAAUGAUUCCUGGGAUUCUAGAUAAUCUGACAGAUGAUGAACUGAAGAAAGAAGCAAAGAAUGAAUCAAAAAAUGAUGCAAUAUCUGCUAUCAUAAAGGCAGCAAAAUGUUUGGUAUCUCGUGUUCCUAACCAGGAAGAGAUGAUAAAGAACCUCGAAAUAUUCAGACUGAAGAUGAUACUCAGGUUGCUUCAGAUCUCCUCAUUCAAUGGAAAGAUGAAUGCUCUUAAUGAGGUUAACAAAGUAAUAGCUAGUGUAACUUACUACCCUCAUCGUCACACUGGCUUAGAAGAGGAAGAGUGGUUGACAGCGGAGAGAAUGGCAAAAUGGAUAAAAGAAAAUAAAGUUCUGCAAAUUGUCCUGAGGGACUCACUCCAUCAACCACAGUAUGUUGAGAAAUUAGAAAAAAUUUUAAGGUUUGUUAUCAAAGAGAGAGCAUUAACUUUAGAAGAUCUCGACAAUGUGUGGGCUGCACAAGCUGGGAAACAUGAGGCUAUAGUUAAAAACGUUCAUGAUCUCCUUGCCAAGUUAGCAUGGGACUUUUCUCCGGAGCAACUGGAUCACCUUUUUGUCUGUUUCCAGUCUAGCUGGACGAAUGCUAACAAGAAGCAGCGAGAGAAACUGCUGGAGUUAAUUCGGCGUCUUGCUGAAGAUGAUAAGGAUGGUGUUAUGGCACAUAAGGUGCUCACACUGUUUUGGAAUUUGGCACAUUCUGACGAUGUGCCAACAGAAAUUAUGGACCAAGCACUGACAGCUCAUGUUAAAAUUUUAGAUUAUAGUUGUUCACAAGAGAGAGAUGCACAGAAAACGGUGUGGCUGGACAAAUGUGUUGAAGAGCUGAAAACAGGGGACAAGUGGGCAUUGCCUGCAUUGAAGCAGAUAAGAGAAAUUUGCUGUCUGUAUGAACCAUCACCAAAUAUGAAUCACAGUCAGCGUGGCCAUCACAUGUACUAUCGGCAAGAAGUUAUAGAGAGACUACAAAGUCAACAUAGUCUGGUAAUUUUGGUUACAAACAGCUUAACGACAUACAUGGAGAAGAUAAGAAAUACUGUUAAAGAGAACCCAGAUAUUGAUCCAAAUAAUUAUUAUCCAGACGGGAGAUAUAACCACAAUCAGCAGGUGCAAGAGCGAUUAAAUUUCCUUCGGUUUUUGUUAAAGGAUGGCCAGUUGUGGCUGUGUGCAGACCAGGCGAAACAGAUAUGGAAGUGCCUUGCGGAGGAAGCUGUCUUUCCGUCUGACAGGGAAGCAUGUUUCAAGUGGUUUUCAAAACUCAUGGGAGAAGAGCCUGAUCUUGAUCCUGCAAUCAAUAAAGAGUUCUUUGAACAUAACAUAUUGCAGCUGGAUCCAUCACUGUUAACAGAAAGUGGCAUGAAAUGUUUUGAGCGAUUUUUUAAGGCUGUAAACUCCAAAGAGGGGAAAUUGAAAACCAAGAGGAGAGCUUUCUUAAUGGAUGACGUAGACUUAAUAGGAAUUGAGUAUUUGUGGCGGGUUGUGACGAAUAGUGCAGAUGAGAUAGCAAAUAGAGCUAUUGAACUAUUGAAAGAAGUGAACACGAACUUGGGGCCACGAUUACAAGGUUCACUUGUAGAUUUCCAUGAAACAUAUAUUUCAGAGUGCCUCGAUCGGCUUAAAGCUCAUUAUGAUACAGUUUCUAUUUUAUUGAGGGAUGAUGUUGGCUGUAGUAAUAAUGAAAAUGUUCUACAGAAUGUGGGAAACAGAUUCAGUGAAUUUAGUGUAGAUGAGGUGAAAAAAGACGAAAUGCUAGAUGAAGCGAUGGUCAUGCGAUUGAGGGGAGAAGCAGUAAAAAUGUGUCGUGUGAUGAAGGUGCUCCAGGAAUACAUAGGAGAAUGUGAUGGCGACUUCUCUGUGGAAAGGAAGAUUCUUCCCCUUCACAGGGCAUGCAGAGGAAAGCACUUGUCGUUACUUGUACGGUUUUCAAAUCCGGGUCGGCCAGUGGAUGAUAUUGACAUUUUCACACAUAGUAAUGAUACCUUAGCAUCCUUGCGAAGGCAGAUUUUGCGGCGGAUCAAAGCAAGUGGAACUAAUGUCAAGUUGGACCUAUUCAUUAAUGGAGAACUGCUUGAUCCUGCUGAUGACAGGAAACUUUUGUCACAGAUACCACUCCGCGAUAAAAUGCUUCUGUCAGCAAAAUUAUGUCAGGUAAAUUCCAAUAUGCCAAGUUCACCAGACAGCAGCUCUGAUAGUUCAACAAGCUCUCCACAGCAUCCAUAUGAUGGGCCAAAUCUGGAAGCAGAGAACAUUCUUCCAGGUGUUCUUAUGUCGCAGCGGCCACAUUGCGCACAGUUCUUCUUCCAGUUAGCUGAUUUGGGUUGCCGUCUGCAGUAUCCGCCAUUGCGUGAUGGAGCCAGAACUCUCUUAAAAUUAAUACCACCUGAUGUAUAUACAGAGGAAUGCUUGCAAGCACUUUUCCAGAGCCAUGCUCAUGGAGAAACGUCAUGUCCAUCAGCUACUGUUGACAACAUGUUCUUUGCAUCUUCACCAUCACAAGUCUUGUAUAAUCUAGAGGUGAUGUAUGCAUUACUGAUGCCAGCACUGGAUCCAAUGUCUGAGAAAGCUUUUGAAUUCCAAUAUAACUUCAUGAGAAGUGGGGACGCUCCUGUUAUCCUUGAAAUGUUAACAAAAAAUAAUUUUCUCGCAAAUGCUGAUGUAGCUACAAAACGGUCAGCAUACCUAACAGUACUGAAGAUGAGCAAGCUGCUUUUGUCAGUAGUUGGCCAUGUAAUUGUACGUGUUAGGGAUGAUCCUCCACCCACUUCUGAAAUGACAGACUAUGUGGUACCAGAAACAAACAGCAGUACAGUAAAUCUAAACAACCAUAGCAAUGCGAACACCAUAUCUCACAAUCCAAUGUCUGUUCUGCGGCAGGCUCUACUUAACAUCCCCAAUCAAAACACAGAAUACAUGCUGCGGAGUGUGGCAGCAAAAGUUGCACAGAGUCUGGCAAAAGAGAUGGUGCUAUCUGAUGACAGUGAUAGAUCUCGGUUAAUGUUCCUUCAGGCACUUCAAUGGGACCUACCAGAUAUCAACACCAUUCGAGCUGUUGUGCGGUUGGCAUGGGCUGCAAGCAGUGGCAGCCUCCAUCUACUUAAUGCUUCACCAGAAGAACUGCAUCAGAUGCAUGACAAAAUGUCAACCAAAGUACCUGAUACAGAAGAUGUCCUAGUAUGUAAAGAAGCGUUGGAGGUUUUGACGAUAGCGCUUGUGCUGAAUCCAAAGGCUUUGGAGAACUUUACAAGGGAAAGGAUGUGGCAUACAUUUAUAAUUGACUUGGUGCUUUUGUGCAAAAACAGAUCUGUCAGAUUGUCUGCUGCUGAACAGUUCUUGAUGAUGUCAACAUGGUGCAGUGGAGGGCAACAACCGCUACAAUUCUGCAUCUCCCUCCUCUUUAGUGUACUUAACAAUAUUGUAGUUGAGAAUGCUAGAAAUUCACAUGAAUACUUUCAGCUGUUAUGUCGACUGGUGAACUGUGCUUUCAUAUCUGGUUGUCCUGUGCCUAAUGCUGAAACUUUGCUCAAUAAUGAGAUUUCCUGGCUGAAAAAAAUCAGGGAGAAUGUAAAGGAGACUGGAGAGACAUUUGUUGAUGAAGCUGUCUUGGAGGGUCAUCUUGGAAUUGCAAAAGAAUUGUUAUCUUUCAUGCCACCAGAUAAGAAAUAUGAAAUAGGCUCUGAAGAAAAGAAGAGUAUUAACCUAAUAAAGGAACUGGUUGAAGAUUUUGUUUUUCCAGCAUCACAUUUAAUGCUUCACCUGCAGAAGACAGGGGAGCUGUGUGCAGACCAGGCAAUACCUGUAUGUUCAACACCACUGACAACAAAUGCAGCCUUUGAUUUGCUUGUGGCUCUUUGCAUAGCUUGUGUUCCAAACAUGAAGUUACUUGUGGAGAUGCUCACAGAAAUGUUCUACUCGGAGCGUGAUGAACCGUUAGUGGAAUGGGAUUACCUUCCUCCCGUUGGACCAAGGCCACCAAAGGGGUUUGUGGGUCUCAAAAAUGCUGGUGCUACCUGCUACAUGAACUCUGUAUUACAACAGCUUUAUAUGGUACAGAGUAUCCGUGUAGGGAUUUUGGCAUCAGAAGGUGCAGCCAUUGACCUGAAUGAAGACUUCAGUGGAGAAGAGAGGCUGGAAGGCGAGGGGACCUUAGAGCCAGCUGAAAAUGAUUGUAAUGAUGAAAAAUGUGGCAUUGAAGAAUCUCGUAAGGAGUACAAUAUUGGCAUUUUGAAACAGGUCCAAGCAAUCUUUGGACACUUAGCUUAUAGUAAGCUGCAAUAUUAUGUGCCACGUGGCCUGUGGAAACAUUUCAAGUUGCAAGGUGAACCUGUUAAUUUACGUGAACAACAAGAUGCUGUAGAAUUUUUCAUGAGCUUGGUUGAAAGUAUUGAUGAAGCAUUAAAGGCCCUUAAUCAGGAACAAAUCAUGGGAAAAAUUCUUGGUGGCUCAUAUUCUGAUCAGAAAAUUUGCAAAGGAUGCCCACACAGGUAUUCUAAAGAGGAGCCAUUUAGUGUUAUAAGUGUGGACAUCAGAAAUCACAGUAAUCUCCUUGACUCAUUGGAGCAGUAUGUGAAAGGUGAACUUCUUGAGGGAGCUGAUGCAUACCACUGUGAAAAGUGUAACAAAAAAGUUGUUACAGUUAAGCGGUUAUGUGUGAAGAAGUUGCCACCAAUUUUAGCCAUUCAGCUUAAGAGAUUUGAAUAUGAUUUUGAACGUGUUUGUGCAAUUAAGUUCAAUGACUACUUUGAAUUCCCAAGAGAUUUAGACAUGGAACCAUACACAGUUUCAGGCCUUGCAAAAUUGGAAGGUGAAAUGAUUGACUAUGAAGAAAUUUCAAAGGACUUGUGUACAAAAUAUCAGUUAUCAGGAAUUGUUGUUCACAGUGGUCAAGCCAGUGGUGGACAUUACUACUCUUACAUCUUGCACAAGCAAAAUGAUGGUACUUCGAAGUGGUACAAAUUUGAUGAUGGUGAAGUGAGCGAGUGUAAAAUGGAUGAUGAUGAAGAAAUGAAGACACAGUGCUUCGGUGGUGAUUAUAUGGGAGAGGUGUUUGACCACAUGUUGAAGAGAAUGAGCUACAGGAGACAGAAGCGCUGGUGGAAUGCCUAUAUGUUGUUCUACACACGUCUGGACGUGGAAGAGAACCUUCUUGUGAAGAGCUUCAAUGAACUAUCAUUAUCAGAUUCUAAACAUGGUAUCCUGAAAAUGCCCCCAGCAAUUGAAAGAAGUGUAAGGAAGCAAAACAUUAAGUUCAUGCAUAAUCGUAACCAGUUUUCAGCAGAAUAUUUUCAGUUUAUUAGAAAAUUAGUGUCUUGUAACAGUACCCCCCUAAAUCGACAACAUAAUACAGAUAAACUGAGCCCAGAAGGUGAAGAAUUAGCCAUGUUGAGCGUGCAGUUGGCAUCUAGGUUUCUUUUUCACACGGGGUUCCACACAAAAAAAACUCUGCGUGGCCCAGCGUCAGAGUGGUACGAAGUUCUCUGCCACCAUCUUCAGGCAUCAAAGCAUGUUCGUUGGUGGUUUGCACAUAAUGUGCUUUUCCAGCACCCUCAUAGGUUUUGUGAAUAUUUACUUAGUUGUCCAAGCACUGAAGUAAGAUCAGCCUUUAUGAAAAUAAUAGUUUUCCUGGCACACUUUUCACUUCAAGAUGGCCCAUGUGCCCCACCAAUGCUUGACGCUCCAAGUAUACUUCUGGAUCCACAUGCCACACUCAGUGACCAUCUCUUGCACGCUGUUCUCUUACUUCUGCAUAAGGAGGUGUCUGAUCAUGGACGCCACCUACCACAUUACUUCUCGUUAUUCCACAUGUAUGCAUCCUUAGGGAUUCCAGAAAGGACUCAACUUUUGAAGUUGAAUGUACCAGCAACAUUCAUGUUGGUAGCACUUGAUGAAGGCCCCGGACCACCAAUAAAAUACCAAUAUCCCGAGCUGACAAAGUUGCAUCAGGUUGUAUCCCAACUUAUUCGCUGCUGUGAUGUUAGUAAGAAGUGCCAGUCAUCACAGUCACAACAGGGUGUGCUGCCAUUGCCAAAUCCUUAUGGUGAUCCAGCUUGUCCUGAUUACAUCAUGCCUAUUCAGCCACAAGCAGCAGAGAUCCUUUUUGGUAGGACAAGCUAUAUAAAAAAAGUAAUUGAAGAUGCAAAUCUCUCGGAAGAGACAGUAAAACUACUGCAGUUUUGCUGCUGGGAGAAUCCUCACUUCUCACGCAUUGUUUUGAGCGAGCUGCUGUGGCAGAUAGCCUACGCUUACUGCCACGAACUGAGGCAUCACAUGGACCUACUGUUGAGCAUGCUGCUUAUGGAAGACUCUUGGCAAACACACCGGAUUCAUAAUGCACUGAAAGGUGUUCCAGAAGAACGAGAAGGUUUAUUUGAUACAAUACAACGUAGUAAAAACCAUUAUCAGAAACGAGCAUACCAGUGCAUAAAGUGCAUGGUUGCCCUCUUUUCCAAAUGCCGUGCAGCUUUGCAAAUGUUACAUACAAAUGGAGAAUUGAAGAGGAAAUGGGCACUAGCUGUUGAAUGGUUGCAGGACGAACUUGAAAGGCGGCCUUAUCCACCAAAUGCACAAUAUAGUUACAAUAAUUGGUCACCCCCUGCCCAGUCAAAUGAAUCCACCAAUGGCUACUAUUUGGAGAGGUCAAACAGUGCCAGGAAAACGUUGGAGAGAGCUUGUGAGCUUUGUCCUGAAGAGGAACAGGAGAUGGAGGAAAUGUCUGAAGAAGGUGAUAGCCCUCAGCCUGAAGAACAGCAUCAGCAACCACCUCAGAAUGCACCAUUUACACCUGCAUAUUCCAUAAGUAGCCCUUUGACAAGUCAGCGGUUCAUAAAUAGAAGGGCACUGGGAACAAGAAUGAUAACAACAAACCCUAGCAGCAGCAGUAUGCAGCCACCAGUGGAACAAGUGACAAAUGAGGAGACUGUUGCAAACCUCUUGCCAGAACAUGACGAUGGACCAGAAAAUUCAACUACUGUAUCAGAUGAAUAUACACAGCCACCAGUUUUAGAUAACCAGUCAUCAUCCUUAACCGACGCGUAAUGAAGUCCCGCUACGGAUAUUAGGAAUAAGACUUUCUGUAAAAAGAAAGUAAAAAACAUUAGAGCAAGUGGAAUUGCAGCACCAAAUAUUAAUUGUGCUUUAGCCAUUAAAUGUCAUUUUGGAUCACUUGCAAAUGUAUAUAAGUAAGUUUUUAAGUUUUACCAGUUUUGUUAAGUUUUGCAUUACGGACCGGUAAUUCUUUGAUAAUUAAAUUAUCCUAAUCAUGUGCACUGAUCGUGAAGAGGGAUUAAAUAGACAAUUUUUUUAGCUCCCUCAUUUCUGUCGCUGGAAGACGGCAAAUGAAAUGUGUAGACAUUUUUAGUGGAAAUUAAGCUGCUCAUACAGUUCUUAUGGACAGUUAUGAACAGGCUGUGACUAGUGUUUAAAUAUAUAUGAAACAAGUUUUCUUGUUACAUACUAAUUUUUAUUGACUGCAUUUGACUAAUCUGGUAUUGUUGACAGAUGUAAGAGCUAAAUGUGAUCUAGAAGCCAUAUUUUGUAAAGAGAUUGUUAUAUGAAAGACACAUUGCACAUUUUUUAUUUGUUUGUUUUACUGGUGUAUAUUUGGCAGUUGAAUCAUUUUCAGUUGCUAGUUGGUUUCUUCUGAAAUGGUGUGCGAUUUAGAAAGUGUUGUAAACUCCACCAGUAAACUGCAGGUAUUAACAAUUUGUAAUAGAAGUGUAAAGAAGCAAAUAGAUUCAUGGGAAAUUUGUUACCUUGUUUAUUAGCUCUGGAAGUCUGUCAAAAUUGUUGAGCUUUGAGCAGGACUAAGGCUAAAAUGUGAAUUGUAGUUAUGUACACACAGAUUAGAAGUCAAUGUGUUUGGAUCAAAUUUUUGUUCUGUUUUACUGUAAGAAUGUGUGCUCUGCUUGACUGCCAUUUAAAAACUCAUGCUUCAAGUAAUGUGAAUGCAGGUAAAGCCCAUAGUAAUCAUGUUCAAAACAUCUGAUAAGUAUCUGUAAUAUGUUUUAGGUUAUUUGAAAUUUUCCUCACAUUGUUGCUUAUUUUGGACCAUUCGAUAUUGUUAAACACAGCAUACCUUCUUUGUUUUGCUUUGCUGUUGUGAUGUUAAUAUAAUGUAUUUCAAAUUUGUAUGAUUAGUAGACUGACUGGAAAAUAUUUUUUUUUAACUGGUGGAAGCCAUCUUUUGCUCUACAGUGGAAACUGAGUGGAAAAGUUAUGGUACAACAUGUAACUGGUGCUUAAGCAAUUGAGAAGUGCACAUCUGGUCUCAUGUUGUCAAAGUUGCAAUUUCUACUUUUAUAAUUGAAAAGUGACCUUCUGAUGAAAUUGGGAAAGUGGUACAUCAUUUCCAUUCAGCAGUUAACGAGUUCUUUUUCGAGAAAAUUUUUAGAACAGAAGUUCUCUUUAUGGAGUGGUUAGAUAGAAAAGGAUACUUGUUUGUUAAUUAUGCAAUAUACACCCACAUUGAGUGUGUCACGGAAUCUGACUAACAUUUAAUUCUUGGUGUUCAGUUGGUAGCCCAAUCAUUUGCAUGUAUGGGGUUGAACAGUUAAUAGCCACACUUGGUGAUCGUUAAAUAAUAACUUUUGUGCCUUUAACUCAAGGAGCUCUAGUGUGUGAGGAGCCAUUUCAGUUUUGCUCAUAUUGAAGAUGACUUGUAUUGUGGGAUUCCAUCUGUCCAGCAUCAGCAUUUUUUAGCUGCCAUAUUGUACGUUAGAGAAGUACCUGAAUCCUCCUCAUUUUUAAGUACAGUAGUUUGUAUUCUUGUGAAACCAAAGAUGAUUUUUUGUUAUGACUUUGUUAAAGUUAGUAAUUAUUUUUUAUCAAACCCUUUGUGUGAUUAAGAGAGAAAUUUUCAUUUUAUGCUUUUAGUAAUUUUUUGCUGUUAACCUGUUUUAAUUCCUCCUCUGGUAUGCUCUUACAGCUAUCAUGCUUUAUUAAAACAAAGAUGCUGUAACAUCACAUACGCUUGAAAGUAUGUUCGCAUUAGUUCGUGUAACAAGCACAUUUUUGUAUCUAUUUGAGAACUGUUUUAGGGUGUUUGAAAGUAAUAUGUUGUUUGCUGUGUGCAUAGUGUUUUAUCUUGGUAACAAGAAAAUGCAAAUUGUAGGUCAUGUGGUACUGGUGUAGGCUAUUUCUGGUGCCCUGUCCCUUCCUUGCCUCCCAUCAAACAUUCUUUACAUGAAAGUGUGCUUGUGUAACAUUCUUUUUGGAGAUGUUACUGAUCCUCAAUUUCUGUUUACAUUAAAUAGAAAUUGCCUAAAACUAGCUUUAUUUUAAUUUUUAUUGUCCUGAGAACUAUAAGAAAAAUCUGAUAGUGAUAUUUCAGAAACAAAAAUUCUUGGUACUUGCUCAGUCUUAUGAUAUAUAUUGGAAUUAUUUACAACAAUUGUUAAAAUUUGAAAGUUUUGUCCAUUUGUGUUAUUCAAGUGGUUCAUUUGUGUUAUUACUACAGCACUGGAAAACUGGCUCACUCAUUUGCAUCUUCCACAUUUUUCUUUUACGUUUAUCUUCAGUUCACUUAUUGAUCCUCUGCCAUUGUGGUUACCUCAGAAAGUAAAUUAUUGUGAUUGGAGAAUAGUUUUGCAGCCUACAUACAUGACUUUCGAUGAAAAGAUAAUACACAUAAUAUUAAUAUCUAACUAGGUGUUUUGCUGCAGUUAGUGAUAUUGUAUUUAUUGAAGGCUGAUGAAAUGAGACUGUCGGGGUUCAUUUCCUGCAUCACAGUUGCUUGAAGAAAAGUUUUACUUAUGACACUGCAUCUUGCUGCACACAGUAUAAGAAUUCUAAUUAAAUUCAGUUUUGGCCCUCCAAUGAAGUCUGGCAGAUACAGAAACCACAAUUUACAAAGCACUAAUUCUGAUAACAGUGUCAACUGUGAUGUAUUUGUUGUGAGAACAGUGUCGUAUAGUGCAGUUCUACUAAAAACAUACGC
This is a messenger RNA of Schistocerca cancellata (South American locust), 11596 nucleotides long. RefSeq names its product probable ubiquitin carboxyl-terminal hydrolase FAF-X (gene faf). The record is from RefSeq and is a predicted model, not a curated record. Gene Ontology annotation, molecular function: cysteine-type deubiquitinase activity; cysteine-type endopeptidase activity. NCBI's taxonomy places the organism in Eukaryota, Metazoa, Arthropoda, Insecta, Orthoptera, Acrididae. The transcript has 45 exons. Gene Ontology annotation, biological process: cell migration; protein deubiquitination. The coding region runs from base 736 to 8697 and encodes 2653 amino acids. Gene Ontology annotation, cellular component: cytosol; nucleus.